AUGAAAUUCAUUUCUUUCUUUUAUUUCAGCUUAAAUAGCACAUCAACAGUAUCUUCAUCACUAUCAACAGCAACAUCAUCAUUGUUAUCAAUUAAACCAUCAACAUCAUCACUGCCAUCAUCCUUACGAUCAUCAUCAACAUCAUCAUCAUCAGCAGCAGCAGUAGCGGCAGCAGCAACAGCAGCAGUAGCAAUAGCAUCAUCAACAACAGCAUCAUUAUCGCUAUCAUCAUCAUCAUCAUCAUCAUCAUCAUCAUCAUCAUCAUUAUCAUUAUCAUCUCUAUCAUCAAUGAUAUUUGCUGAUGAUAUGGAAGUUAUUGCGCAGGAUGAUUGUCGUUUCAGACCUACACUUGAAAAUUAUAUCACGAUUGUUUCAUUUUGUAUCAUUUUUUUCCUCUCUGUUGUCGGCAAUGCAAUCGUUGUUGCUGUCAUUUUACAGCAACAUUCAGUGCGAUCGGUGACAAAUAUUUAUUUGUUAAAUUUGGCAAUAUCCGAUUUGAUGUUAUCAGUGAUUUGUAUGCCACCAACUCUUGUUAGCUCCGUUAUUUAUUGUUGGAUGUUCGGCGAUCUCCUCUGCAAGUUAUUUGCAUACUUGCAACCAGUUGUAGUGACAGCAUCAGCAUAUACAUUAGCUGUGAUUGCAUUUGAACGAUAUUAUGCCAUUUGUAAGCCAUUACAUUCAAGAAUUUGGCAUACCCGAUCACAUGCCUAUACAAUGAUCAGUUUGGUUUGGGUUAUUUCCAUUCUUGCAAAUUUAUUUAUGCUUUUUAUGUUCGAACUACAAACCUAUAAUGUUAAUGGUCUAACAUGUGCACCAAAAUAUCGACCAGUUCUUCAUUUCGGUUAUCAGAUAUAUAUGACCUCAGUGUUACUGCUUAUUCCAUUAUGCAUAAUGAUUGUUUUAUAUGGAUCGGUGAUACAUGCUUUAAGGGUUGAUAUGAAGAUGGAUCAUACCUCCGCUUCAACAACCUAUAAUAUGAGUGGAAGGAACGAUGAUGAGGGACCAUGUAAUGAUGCAAUACAGGGUACCAUGAAAAUGUUGAAAAACAAGAAUAGAAAAAAUAUAAGCUCAAUUUCAUCAAAGAAGUUCCGUUGUUCCUGUUGCUUUUAUAAUUCAGUAAAACAAAUACAAACCAAUUCUGAUGCAACAUCAUUAACCACCACCACUGAUACGUGGAAAAAUAAAUCGAUCGAUUUUAAUGGUAAAAAUAGCCUACGAUCUACUCAUAGUGAACGAUCAGUUCUGGCCAAACAACGCGUUAUCAAAAUGCUUAUCGUCAUUGUUAUCAUAUUUUUUUGCUGUUGGACACCAAAUUAUAUGUGGUGGCUAUUGCUAACAGCCCAGGAUUCAUUCAAGACUUUCGAUAUUUGGAACUCAGCAGUGAAUACGGCAAUAACAGUGCUUUGCUACAUAUCUUCAUGCGCUAAUCCGAUCACCUAUUGUUUCCUGAAUAAGAAAUUUCGUACUGCACUACUAAUUACGUUUGGUUGUUUGCGGAAAACUCCAGACCACUUCUCGACUAUUUAUUUACCCGAAACACAGAUGGAUACAUCAACACGAAAGAAAUCAAACAAAGAAAUGACCACCACUCUCCAAACAGAAAGAUCUGGUGAGAAUAAUGAAUCGUCUAUAAACUCUAAAACGGUACUUUAUCCCACGGGUUCGACUACUACAACUGAUAGGAAUGACCACAGGGCGCCAGCAAAGAAAGAAGGCAGUAUCCAAGUAGCUAUCGAUGGGACAGAAAAAAGAAAUUUGUUGAAAGUGAUUGUAAUUAAACCUAACAUUUCUUCUUCGUGA
Messenger RNA from Cercopithifilaria johnstoni, 1800 nucleotides. NCBI's taxonomy places the organism in Eukaryota, Metazoa, Nematoda, Chromadorea, Rhabditida, Onchocercidae. The record is from the annotation of a GenBank genome assembly.